This is a messenger RNA of Stylophora pistillata, 3382 nucleotides long. RefSeq names its product metal cation symporter ZIP14. Lineage: Eukaryota; Metazoa; Cnidaria; Anthozoa; Scleractinia; Pocilloporidae. Gene Ontology annotation, cellular component: plasma membrane. Gene Ontology annotation, biological process: intracellular monoatomic cation homeostasis; zinc ion import across plasma membrane. The record is from RefSeq and is a predicted model, not a curated record. Gene Ontology annotation, molecular function: zinc ion transmembrane transporter activity; monoatomic cation:bicarbonate symporter activity.
CAAUUAAUCAACCUGCUUAAACAAAUAAAUGAACUUCAACCUCAACUUCUUGAAUCGUGUCGAAGAUCUCGUCGACCUCUGGACCGCCGUAGUGCAGUGCCCUUUUCGGCUUUUCAUCGGAAAUUCCCAUUCCAAUGGCUAGUGUCUCGAAUCUUCCUAGCCAUUUCUUUCAUCUUGGGUCUGCAUUUCCAUAAUCCAUAAUGGUAGAGAAAUCGCCAUAAUCUUUUGGCCGGAAAAUGCUUCGGAAAUCUCUUUGGAAAUCGCUUUGGAUGUUUUUUUGGAAAUCGUUUCGGAAAUCCCUUCAUAUCCUUUUGGAGUACUCUCUGUGUGUUCUAUGCUUGAUCCUCGUCGCCAGAUGUGGUGUUUAUGCCCGACUACAGAUAACCUCUUUUUGUUGGGGACCGCGUGCUCAUUCCGAACAUUUUGAUUGACAGCUGUCAGUAACACUAAAGCGAACGAAGCAUUUUUACUAGCAAUAUACAUUUUUACUUGCAAUUAAUAGUGUUAAUCAAUACGAGAAAUCAGUACCCUCAUUACGUAGCAAAAUGAUUUUCAAGAAAGUUUUUUUACUUUUGUGUUUGUACUUCAGGCUACGAUUUUUUGUUCGUUCCCAUGAACUACCCAAGCAGAAGCACGAGCACUACAGUUUUACGGCGUUACAAGAAACAUUAAAUGGCGAGGUUCUCCUCUCAGAUGAUGUCGAUAGACUCCUCUCUAAGUUGCAUUUCUGGAACUGUUCAGAUGGCAGUGCAAGGGUCGACAACAGGAAGUGUCUCUCGACAUCAGAUGUCCUCACCUACGCUGGAUCGUCGGUUAAACAGUUGAAUUCCAGCGAAUUUGUCGAAAUCAGUCCCAUGAUUGUUUACUGUCUGUUGCCUGCGCCUGAAAUGAAUCCUGGUCGAUGUUCAGCUCCCAAGAACCACAGCGAACUUUACAACUCUUUCGCAAGGAAUUAUGGCGAUCAUGGAAAUAUUACACGUGAAACAUUGGAUAAAUUAUUGGAUGAGAUCAACUCGACGAUCGGGAAACAUUUAACUGCGAAAAAGUGUUUUUCUGCUGAGGACAUUGCUAAAGAGAUUGAAGAGGAAGAAGAGGGUCAUCAUGAAGGAGAGGGACACCAUGGAGAAGAGGAAAGUCACCAUCAUAAAGAGGAAGAGAAACCCCUUCAUCUGGAAGACUUUCAAAUUGCGUGUGCCAGUAUUGUGCUACAUUUAGUACAAGGAUAUUGCAUUGAGGAGGCACAUGGACACAAUGAGACUUCCUCCCUACCUUCGAGGCAGUUCUUCAUAAAGGAGCUCUUUGAAAACAAGACACACCUCUCUGAGGGAGAUUUGGAAGCAAUUAUGAAAGUUCUUAAAAUUGGUAAAGCUGAGUCAUCAAGUGGGGAGGAUGCCCAUGAUCACGACGAUGGUCACAAGCACCGACGAAGAAGAUCUGCUGGAUCCCUCUUGUCUACAUCACUGGGAUCAAAGACCCCUCAUUCUGUUCAUCGCCGUGCAGUUGAUGAGCAUGGUCAUGGUCAUGGGACUGGAACUGGAACUUGUUACUCUCUCGACGAUAUGCUUACAGUUUUUGGCAUUGAUCACAUGAUUGGUGCAGAUCAAUUUGACUUUAAAGAACUUUGCCCUGCUUUCAUUCAACAAGCCAAAAGUGGACAUUGCAAUGAAGCUCACAAAGAUUCACCAGCAACAGAGAAGAACAUGGCAAAAAUAUGGGGCUAUGGUUUUAUUGCUGUCACCUUCAUCAGUCUCACAUCCUUGGCUGGUGUGGCCAUCAUCCCAUUUUUUGAGAACAGAAUGUACAAGAAUAUCCUGGCCACCUUGGUUGCAGUCGCUGUUGGAACAUUGGCUGGAGACGGUUUACUUCAUUUGUUACCUCAUGCAUUUGGUAUUCAUGCACACCAUGAGGGAGGUGCUGGCCAUGAAGGUCAUGAAGAAGAUAAAGGCUUUGUUUGGAAAGCUUUGGUUGUGCUGGCCUCUAUUUAUGCAUUCUUUCUGUUUGAAACUGUGAUGCGUCUGUGUUUGAAGAGUAAGGUUGGAGAACACAGCCACAUUGAUGCUGAUGUUGAGCUGCCUGGCCCUUCCAGUCGGCAUAUGAGCUUCAAAAACAAAAGGAAGUGUUCCAGUUUGGAGCACCAUGAAGGUGUACCACCUAUUGCAAAUCAUCAUGAAGAAGCACCACCUGUGGACAACGGUGGCACUGUUUUGACAAAUGUGGAGGGUCCUACAGCAUACUACAACUCCAGUCCUUUGUGUACAUUCCAUUCACACAGUGUCUAUGAGCAUGUUUCUAGUUCAGAUACUGAAGGGGGUGAUUAUCAGAAUACCAAUGGUGAGGUCAAAGGGGAUGGAGCUGUAGCCCUUCAAGAUGUUUCAGGCAAACCCAAGAAAAGUCUGAAAUCCAUCUUGUUACGCCGUUCAGUACUCAGCGAUGAAGAAGGAAUUAAAAAACCUCUGAGUAAGGUAGCAGCUGUUGCUUGGAUGAUCAUAAUAGGUGAUACUCUUCAUAACAUUGGCGAUGGCUUAGCCAUUGGUGCAGCAUUCUCAUCAGGAGGGAAUUCUGGUGUGUCUGGCGGCGUAAGUACGUCAAUAGCUGUGUUUUGCCACGAGUUGCCGCAUGAACUUGGUGAUUUUGCAGUUCUACUGACGGCUGGCAUGUCUGUUAAGAUGGCAUUGUUAGCAAAUUUCGUGUCAGCCUGUUCUUGCUAUAUUGGCUUGGUAAUUGGCAUUUCUGUUGGUCAGCAGGCUGAUGUGCGAUUGUGGAUCUUUGCCAUUGCUGGAGGAAUUUUCCUUUACGUAGCUUUGGUGGACAUGCUUCCAGAGCUGAUGCACAGCGAGUCAUUGCAGACUGAACCAGCAGUGACAUUCAUUUGUCAAAACUUUGGCAUGCUACUUGGAAUUGGGAUUAUGUUGGUGAUAUCCUUGUAUGAGGAAGAUCUAAUGGCUGUAACUUGGUAGUGAACAUUUGCCCUUGUCAAAUUGUUGUUCUACAAAGUAGUAAAAGAUUUCCUGGGGCUAUUCAGUGUUUUAGUGAAGUACAGAUUAGGAUAUUUUUAAUGUUUUUUUUGCAGGUGUUUGUUUGAUUGGAUAAGUGAGUGACAUGAUUGGCACAAGUCCUUUCUUAUGAAUAUAUUGUUUGUUCUUUCUAAUUAAGGUGGCUGAACACAGUUUUUGAUACCUUUGUUUCUUUCACCAUUUUCUCUAAAACCCUUGAUCUCUCGGUCGCCAAAACUGGCAGCAAGCAAGUUAACAACACAAACUUUGUUUGUUUGAUAGUUAAGCUGAUGUAUGUGCUGUUGCCAUGGUGACAUGAAUAGAUAUAAACAGGCAAUUAAAAUCAGUUUUGUUACUUUGUAGAAAAUCUAGGCAUUAGAUUUUCUUUA